This is a messenger RNA of Patiria miniata (bat star), 7213 nucleotides long. Its product is annotated as neurogenic locus notch homolog protein 1-like. Gene Ontology annotation, cellular component: extracellular region. Gene Ontology annotation, biological process: innate immune response; antibacterial humoral response. Gene Ontology annotation, molecular function: calcium ion binding; peptidase inhibitor activity. The transcript is spliced from 38 exons. The record is from RefSeq and is a predicted model, not a curated record. NCBI's taxonomy places the organism in Eukaryota, Metazoa, Echinodermata, Asteroidea, Valvatida, Asterinidae. The coding region runs from base 1 to 5124 and encodes 1707 amino acids.
AUGUCUAUGUAUAUUAAGUCUGGCGAAUGCCCACCGCCUACCGGUGCAGGAAUCUGCGUUGAGGCGUGUUCUAGUGAUUCCUCGUGUCCUGAUCGACAGAAAUGUUGUUCUAAUGGAUGUGGCCAUGUCUGCACCACUCCUGUGCCAGUUUCUGUUGACGUGUGUCAAUCUGCUCCGUGUCAAAACGGCGGCAUCUGUACUUCAUUCAACGGUAGCUAUACCUGCCAUUGUACUUCCGGGUUCACCGGGUUCAACUGUCAAACGGGAACCGGCACUGAUUACUGUUCAUCUCACCCAUGUCUGAAUGGAGGGCGUUGUGUGUCUUCGGCCAACUCAUACCAGUGUGAUUGCACACCAGGAUAUGUCGGUGUUCGAUGUGAUAUAGAAAUAAAUGAAUGUGCAUCUAAUCCAUGCCUUAAUGGCGGUGUAUGCAGCAACGGUGUAGGCAGAUAUGUGUGCUCCUGUAGGUCAGUCUAUACCGGUACACACUGUGAGGUGUACGGUCAUACAUCAACAACGCCCAGCCCAACCCCAGAAAGGCCGGGCCAGUGCCCAGCGCCUACCGGUGCAGGAAUCUGCGUUGAGGCCUGUUCUAGUGAUUCCUCGUGUCCUAAUCAACAGAAAUGUUGUUCUAAUGGAUGUGGACAUGCCUGCGUUAAUCCCGUGUCAGAUGUCUGCAAUCCGAACCCUUGUCUUAAUGGCGGUAACUGUUAUCAAAGCUAUACAUCGCCGGGGUCUUACACAUGUAUUUGCGCCGAUGGAUUCUACGGAUCAAACUGCGAGACAAGUUCAGAGAGGCCAGGCCAAUGCCCACCACCUACCGUUUUUGGAAUCUGCGUUGAGGCGUGUUCUAGUGAUUCCUCGUGUCCUGAUCGACAGAAAUGUUGUUCUAAUGGAUGUGGCCAUGCCUGCACCACUCCUGUGCCAGUUUCUGUUGACGUGUGUCAAUCUGCUCCGUGUCAAAACGGCGGCAUCUGUACUUCAUUCAACGGUAGCUAUACCUGCCAUUGUACUUCCGGGUUCACCGGGUUCAACUGUCAAACGGGAACCGGCACUGAUUACUGUUCAUCUCACCCAUGUCUGAAUGGAGGGCGUUGUGUGUCUUCGGCCAACUCAUACCAGUGUGAUUGCACACCAGGAUAUGUCGGUGUUCGAUGUGAUACAGGAAUAAAUGAAUGUGCAUCUAAUCCAUGCCUUAAUGGCGGUGUAUGCAGCGACGGUGUAGGCAGAUAUGUGUGCUCCUGUAGGUCAGUCUAUACCGGUACACACUGUGAGGUGUACGGUCAUACAUCAACAACGCCCAGCCCAACCCCAGAAAGGCCGGGCCAAUGCCCACCGCCUACCGGUGCAGGAAUCUGUGUUGAGGCGUGUUCUAGUGAUUCCUCGUGUCCUGAACCACAGAAAUGUUGUUCUAAUGGAUGUGGACAUGCCUGCCUUAAUCCCGUGUCAGAUAUCUGCAAUCCGAACCCUUGUCUUAAUGGCGGUAACUGUUAUCAAAGCUAUACAUCGCCGGGGUCUUACACAUGUAUUUGCGCCGAUGGAUUCUACGGAUCAAACUGCGAAACAAGUUCAGAGAGGCCAGGCCAAUGCCCACCACCUACCGGUGCAGGAAUCUGCGUUGAGGCGUGUUCUAGUGAUUCCUCGUGUCCUGAUCGACAGAAAUGUUGUUCUAAUGGAUGUGGCCAUGCCUGCACCACUCCUGUGCCAGUUUCUGUUGACGUGUGUCAAUCUGCUCCGUGUCAAAACGGCGGCAUCUGUACUUCAUUCAACGGUAGCUAUACCUGCCAUUGUACUUCCGGGUUCACCGGGUUCAACUGUCAAACGGGAACCGGCACUGAUUACUGUUCAUCUCACCCAUGUCUGAAUGGAGGGCUUUGUGUUUCUACGACCAACUCAUACCAGUGUGAUUGCACACCAGGAUAUGUCGGUGUUCGAUGUGAUAUAGGAAUAAAUGAAUGUGCAUCUAAUCCAUGCCUUAAUGGCGGUGUAUGCAGCAACGGUGUAGGCAGAUAUGUGUGCUCCUGUAGGUCAGUCUAUACCGGUACACACUGUGAGGUGUACGGUCAUACAUCAACAACGCCCAGCCCAACCCCAGAAAGGCCAGGCCAAUGCCCACCGCCUACCGGUGCAGGAAUCUGCGUUGAGGCCUGUUCUAGUGAUUCCUCGUGUCCUGAUCGACAGAAAUGUUGUUCUAAUGGAUGUGGACAUGCCUGCAUUAAUCCCGCGCCAGAUGUCUGCAAUCCGAACCCUUGUCUUAAUGGCGGUAACUGUUAUCAAAGCUAUACAUCGCCGGGGUCUUACACGUGUUUUUGCGCCGCUGGAUUCUACGGAUCAAACUGCGAGACAAGUUCAGAAAGGCCGGGCCAAUGCCCACCACCUACCGGUGCAGGAAUCUGCGUUGAGGCGUGUUCUAGUGAUUCCUCGUGUCCUGAUCGACAGAAAUGUUGUUUGAAUGGAUGUGGCCAUGUCUGCACCACUCCUGUGCCAGUUUCUGUUGACGUGUGUCAAUCUGCUCCGUGUCAAAAUGGCGGCAUCUGUACUUCAUUCAACGGUAGCUAUACCUGCCAUUGUACUUCCGGGUUCACCGGGUUCAACUGUCAAACGGGAACCGGCACUGAAAGGCCAGGCCAAUGCCCACCGCCUACCGGUGCAGGAAUCUGCAUUGAGGCCUGUUCUAGUGAUUCCUCGUGCCCCGAUCGACAGAAAUGUUGUUCUAAUGGAUGUGGACAUGCCUGCCUAAAUCCUGUGUCAGAAAGGCCGGGCCAGUGCCCAGCGCCUACCAGUGCAGGAAUCUGCGUUGAGGCCUGUUCUAGUGAUUCCUCGUGUCCUGAUCGACAGAAAUGUUGUUCUAAUGGAUGUGGACAUGCCUGCGUUAAUCCCGUGUCAGAUGUCUGCAACCCGAACCCUUGUCUUAAUGGUGGUAUCUGUCUGCAUAGCAAUACAACUCUGGGGCCUUACACGUGUUUUUGCGCCGCUGGAUUCUACGGAUCAAACUGCGAGACAAGUUCAGAAAGGCCGGGCCAAUGCCCAGCGCCUACCGGUGCAGGAAUCUGCGUUGAGGCGUGUUCUAGUGAUUCCUUGUGUCCUGAACCGCAGAAAUGUUGUUCUAAUGGAUGUGGACAUGCCUGCGUUAAUCCCGUGUCAGAAAGGCCGGGCCAAUGCCCAGCGCCUACCGGUGCAGGAAUCUGCGUUGAGGCGUGUUCUAGUGAUUCCUCGUGUCCUGAUCGACAGAAAUGUUGUUCUAAUGGAUGUGGCCAUGUCUGUGCCAAUCCCGUGUCAGAAAGGCCGGGCCAAUGCCCAGCGCCUACCGGUGCAGGAAUCUGUGUUGAGGCGUGUUCUAGUGAUUCAUUGUGUCCUGAUCGACAGAAAUGUUGUUCUAAUGGAUGUGGUCAUGUCUGCGUUAUUCCCGUGUCAGAUGUCUGCAACCCGAACCCUUGUCUUAAUGGUGGUAUCUGUCAGCAUAGCAAUACAACUCUGGGGCCUUACACGUGUGUUUGCGCCGAUGGAUUCUACGGAGCAAACUGCGAGACAAGUUCAGAAAGGCCGGGCCAAUGCCCAGCGCCUACCGGUGCAGGAAUCUGCGUUGAGGCGUGUUCUAGUGAUUCCUCGUGUCCUGAUCGACAGAAAUGUUGUUCUAAUGGAUGUGGACAUGGCUGCGUUAAUCCCGCGCCAGAUAUCUGCAACCCGAACCCUUGUCUUAAUGGCGGUAACUGUCAGCGUGUCGAAACAUUGCCGGAGUCCUACACGUGUAUUUGCCCCGAUGGAUUCUACGGAUCAAACUGCGAAACAAGUUCAGAAAGGCCAGGUGAAUGUCCGCAGAUAAUGGGUGCAGGAAUCUGCAUUGAGGCGUGUUCUAGUGAUUCCUUGUGUCCUGAUCGACAGAAAUGUUGUUCUAAUGGAUGUGGACAUGUCUGUGCCAAUCCCGUGUCAGAAAGGCCGGGCCAGUGCCCAGCGCCUACCGGUGCAGGAAUCUGCGUUGAGGCCUGUUCUAGUGAUUCCUCGUGUCCUGAUCGACAGAAAUGUUGUUCUAAUGGAUGUGGACAUGCCUGCGUUAAUCCCGUGUCAGAAAGGCCGGGCCAAUGCCCAGCGCCUACCGGUGCAGGAAUCUGCGUUGAGGCGUGUUCUAGUGAUUCCUCGUGUCCUGAUCGACAGAAAUGUUGUUCUAAUGGAUGUGGACAUGCCUGCGUUAAUCCCGUGUCAGAAAGGCCUGGCCAGUGCCCUGCGCCUACCGGUGCAGGAAUCUGCGUUGAGGCGUGUUCUAGUGAUUCCUUGUGUCCUGAUCGACAGAAAUGUUGUUCCAAUGGAUGUGGACAUGUCUGUGCCAAUCCCGCGCCAGUUGAUCACAGUCCUCCAGAAUUUAGCCGAUGUCCUGCAAACAUUGUUCGCAGUAUCCCUGCUGGUAACACCGGGGUCAGGGUGACCUGGUCUGAACUACACGUGGAAGACGACAGUGGGGAAACGAUUCAACCCAUCCAGGUAGAGGGCCCCCUCUCUGGUUCAGUUUUCCAGCCUGGGACCCACAGGAUCACCUACGAAGCCCAGGACUCGGCAAGGAAUACUGCCGUCUGCACGUUCCAAGUUGAAGUCACAACUUAUGAGGUGAGGGAUGUGCCUCCAUCUAUCGUCUGCCCGCCAGACAUCACCAACAAGCUGUCUGCAGGCAAGUUGUCCGCCGUGAUUACCUGGGACAUGCCUACCGUGCUUCUCUCCUCCGGCCCUGCCCGCAUGACCUACCAAUCCAUGGAGUCUGGCUCCCGUCUGGGCCCGGGGAAAUACACCGUCUACUACCGCUACACCGAUGACUCAAACUUGCAAGGAUCUUGCUCCUUCACCAUCACCAUCACUGCUUCAGGCAAUCCGAAACCCCAGCAGCCCGGACAGCCGGACAAGUUAGGCGGUGACGGCCAGGAAUUGACGCUGACAAUUGUCAUCGGCGUGGUUGCACUGGUCGUCGUUCUGGCCGUCGUGAUGCUAAUCGGGCUCUACAUGUACAACAAACGAAAGAGCACCAAUAGCGAGACGUCUUCUGUCGGGAGUGGCAAGGGUAUCUUGAAGGGCCAGAACUCUACUGAGGAGCCGCGCUAUUCCAAACAACCCAUCGGACAGACUCACGAGAUCGCCUAAACGUCUGAUAUCCUGCACUGAGUCGCUGACCCUGCCUUUAACAGAUCUGACCACACCCAUUAAACCAGGCCCAAUUUAACCACACCCAUCUGACCAUGCUAUCUGAUUGUGCCAUCCAUUAAAAAAAACUGAUGUCUUUAACAUACAGGUUAUCAGUAGCUUCAUUUGCAACCAGUUUUCAUGACCACGCCCAUUUGACCAACUGAAAAUGAGGUCUUAAAAAAUAGCAGCUAAUAAUAUGCAACACAUUUAAGAACGCUCUUAUUAGUAAACUGAAUCACAGUGCUUACAGUGUUAUUAUUACCCCUGAUUAUUGGGCCAGUUAAACAUUCCAAAUACCAUCUCAGCUCCCUGGGGAGUAUACAGCUCGAUGCUGCCUGUUAGGCACAAGGAAGCUAAUUCAAUCACAAUAACCAUCUCUGCCCUCUCAGGUACCCAUUUACUCCUGGGUGGAGAGAAGCAAUGAGUGACAAAGUGCCUUGGCCAAGGCCACACGCACCAUGACCCCGGCUGGACUCGAACCCACAACCUGCAGCUUUACCCACAGACCACGAAUCAGUGCCCUUAACCACGAGGCCACAGCACUCCAUGGCAGCUAGAUUUAUUUUCAAUCCUGCCAUCCCGAAUUUUUACUGGGUCUAAAGUGGGUCAACAAAAAUGGUCCUGUCAAUUCAAGUUUAAAACGGUAAUCAGCUGUUUUUUUAUUCAUUUUCAAGUAAAUAGUGGAGAAGGCAGGGGGCAAAAUGCACCACGACUCCUGAAGAUUUGUAAUAAAGAAAAGAAAGAUUGCUUUAGUUUCUACUUUUUCUAUUUAGGGUUCUAUUUUUGGUAACAAAGUUUGAAGUUCACGAUUUUCUUUAAAUUUUAAAGUUUUUUUUAUAAACUUUUUUUCGCAAUGAGCUUCAAAUCUUAAUUGUAUGCAGUUUAAUCUACCUCAUUACACAGUGUACACUUGCAAUGAUUUUGCCGCAAAAUGCUUUCAGUUAAUUAAGCUAUAUUAAUCGGUUUGUGAUUUACAGUCGUAUAUGUAUCUUGAGUGUAGCCAGAAUUUGCAAUUAAUGUUUCACACUUUCAGUAAAAAGUUCCACUUUCCAUUUAAAGCUUAUAACACGACAAAAUUUACACAGACGUAUUUCAAGCAUAUUUUUUACAGAUAAGUUAAUCACUUGCAUUCUGCCAAACUGCGGUGGAAGCCACUGGGAUCGGAGACUAGGGGGAACGCCCUCUCCCGCGAGCACACAUACUUUCGAAAUUGUGCUUUUCCCGCCAUUUUUGGGUUGUAAUUCCACAAAGAAAAAAACUUGGCUAUUGAAAUUGACACAGAAAUACGUGCGUAAACUAGUGUCAGAUGUGAACAGCGCCAUCUAUCGGUGCCCUCCUUAACGAAAUUUUCUUGUUCCCUUUUUCUUGUAAAGAUUUUGUUGAAACAUAAUCAAAAUUUGAAUGCCCCCUUUCAAUAGCAUUCCUUUACCGCUGAUUCUGGCAGCACUCUGCACUUGUUAACGUGUUUAUGAUUUGUAUGUUUUAUUCAAAAUGUAUUUUGUACUCGGACAUAUAUAUUUUUUUUAUUAGGGAAAGCACUCGAUGAUUCAUUUGAACUUCACAAAAUGUCAGUUUCAUAAUAUUUGAGCAAGAAAAUGUUGUUUAAUAAUCCUGAUCACACUCAAUUUCGAUAAAGAAGAGCCAAUAAGGACAUUUAAUAUCGACACGACCAUGACUGAAUCAUCACUGUUAUUUGUUUGUUUUAAUUCAUAAUUUUGUUUUACAUAUAUUUUUUACAAACAAAGUAUAUUUGCACUAAAUUGUAGUAGUUUGAAGCCAUGUUAUAUGAAUGCUGUGUAUAAAAAGCUAUGAGGCUGUUUAAAAUGUUUGUUACUUUUUUUCAGAAGGGUGUCCCUUUUUAUUUCUAUGGUUCUCAUGUUGUUUUUGCCUCUAAAGUUCGGUCUGUCGGUCGGUCAAAAACAAAUCUGAAGAAAUGUGUUUAAGUUGCACCUAAGUUAAAUAAUACCACGUGCGUAUUGUCUCGGCUUUGUUUAUUGCAAUGGGCUUAUCAUGAGUUGAUAUCACAGAAUAAAAUAAUGAAAACAUA